Molecule: messenger RNA, 788 nt
Organism: Prunus persica (peach)
Lineage: Eukaryota; Viridiplantae; Streptophyta; Magnoliopsida; Rosales; Rosaceae
Product: early light-induced protein 1, chloroplastic
Exons: 3
Coding region: 1-570 (189 amino acids)
Source: RefSeq, a predicted model, not a curated record
AUGGCAGCAUCAUCUUCCAUGCAAUCAAUAUUCCUAGCUAAUAACUCGGUGGCUUAUGGAGCCGGAAAUAACAAAUCAGUUGGUCCAUUUUCAGUGCCUGCUCUGCAUAGGUACCCUAACAUGAGGGUACGCUCAAUGGUCAAGGAUGGUAAGAAGGAGCAACCAUCUACAGUAACAAAUGCAUCAAAAAAUCCACCACCAUCUAAUACACCUUUUCCUUCAAAGGUUAGCACAAAAAUUUCGGACUUGCUUGCAUUCAGUGGGCCAGCCCCGGAGAGAAUCAACGGCAGGCUUGCAAUGGUGGGGUUUGUUUCAGCCCUCGCAGUGGAGCUAUUCAAAGGACAGGAUGUGUUUGCCCAGAUAUCCGACGGUGGAUUCUCGUUGUUCGUUGGCACUAGUAUUUUGCUGUCAGUGGCAUCUUUGAUUCCUUUGUUUAAAGGCGUGAGCGUGGAGUCGAAAUCAGAUGGGAUAAUGACGUCCGAUGCUGAGUUGUUGAAUGGAAGGUUGGCCAUGUUAGGUCUGGUAGCUUUGGCCUUCACUGAAUAUGUGACGGGAGGGACUCUAGUUUAGGUCUCAAUCAUUUCCGGCCUUGUAAAAGUCUUCCACAUGUAUACUUAUUUAGUGCUUACAAAAGUUUAUAAGAAUUUCAUCGCAUUUUGAUACUUCUGAAUCUAAUCUACUUUUAAUUUAUUAGCAUAAAGAUAUGUCACCUCUCGAGGGCAAAUCAUGUACAAAAUUUUCCAAAGUUUUGAAGUAUAAAAGCUUUGGAGAGAAUGCUUUUGGGAUAA